Carica papaya (papaya) is the source of this 1092-nucleotide messenger RNA. NCBI's taxonomy places the organism in Eukaryota, Viridiplantae, Streptophyta, Magnoliopsida, Brassicales, Caricaceae. The record is from RefSeq and is a predicted model, not a curated record.
GUUGUGCUCCUACUGGUUGAAUUCGACAAAGAGACGCCGCUGCUGGAUCUAGUCUUCAGUGCCAAACUUGUAAGAAGACUUUCUUCGGCAAUGACACGCAUCUUGACUUGACGGUAGCUAGUAGGGCCAAAGCAUACGGGGACACGAUGCCUAUUGCCACGGAACUUUUCAGAUUUCCAUUGAUCUCAUUUCUCUAUGAGAGGGGUUGGAGACAAAAUUUUAGAUGGGGUGGUUUUCCAGGUCCUGAGAAAGAGUUUGAAAUGGCUAAGGAUUACCUGAAGCCAGUUUUGGGUGGAAAUAUUGUAGAUGCCAGUUGUGGUAGUGGACUAUUUUCCAGACUCUUUGCCAAAAGUGGAUUAUUUUCUCUGGUCAUUGCUCUGGAUUAUUCUGAGAACAUGCUGAGGGAAUGCUAUAACUUCAUUCAGCAGGAGGAGAACUUCCCAAAAGAGAAUCUUAUCUUGGUCAGAGCUGAUAUAUCCAGGCUCCCGUUCAUUUCAAGUUCAAUUGAUGCUGUGCAUGCUGGUGCUGCAUUACACUGCUGGCCAUCACCAUCACUAGCCGUAGCUGAAAUAAGUCGAGUUCUGCGACCUGGAGGUGUGUUUGUUGCCACUACUUUCAUAUUUGAUGGGCCUUUUGGUUUUCUACCAUUUGUAAGGGAUCUACGUGAGAAUAUGAUGGUAACGUCAGGCAGCCGCAUCUUCCUAUCUGAGCGUGAGCUAGAAGAUCUCUGCAAAGCCUCUGGCCUGGUUGGUUUUACUUGCAUAAGAAAUGGUCCUUUUGUAAUGAUCUCCGCUACAAAACUCAAUUAAAUGUUAACGGCCUAUUGUCACUUUGUAAAGGAUUUUUUGCUUGGAAGUCUAAAUUUAUAUCAUUUACUGGCGUACAGCUAAAGUGGCUGGUCGAUUUGUAUAGGGCAUCUGCUAUUUGCAUGUAUUCUUAACUAAAUUGGUUAAGGGGCACACAGCUGGAAGUUGGAUUUUUUGACAGACAGAACUCGAUACUUAAUCAUGCAAACAUAUUUGUAUACCUGAAAAUAUUGUACAAACCAAGAUUUUAAUUUGUUAUUUGCAGCCUGCUGAAGUUCUUUUUUGU